AUGUGUGGGGGACCACACCUCCAGUCUGCGUGCCCUCAGCUGAUAGGGUACAAGAGGUGUAACAUCUGCAGACGGGACGACCAUUAUGCUAGAGAUUGUCCUACAGUCAGGAGGACAGGACCAUCGCCACGCCCAUCGGGGAGAGUAGUACAUAGAGGUGGCAAUGUCAGGCCGCAAGCAACAGGGAGAGUUUACGCCUUGACUGGAGUUGAGGCAGCCAGUGCAGAUGUGUUCCCCGAAGAAGUUCCUGGUCUACCUCCUCCGAGAGAGGUAGAGUUCUCUAUAGACUUGGUCUCAAGAGUAGGACCAAUUUCUAUAGCCUCUUACCGGAUGGCUCCAGCAGAGUUAGCAGAGUUGAAGAAGCAAAUUGAAGAGCUGCUAGAGAAGCAACUAAACAAGCUCACUAUUAAGAACAAGUACCCCUUGCCAAUGAUAGAUGACCUGAUGGAUCAAUUAUAUGGAGCUAUAGUGUUCUCCAAGAUAGACUUGCGGUCAGGAUACCAUCAAAUUUUGGUGAAGGCUGACGAUGUACAGAAGACAGCUUUUAGAUCCAGAUAUAGCCACUAUGAGUAUGUGGUUAUGCCUUUUGGUGUGACUAAUGCUCCAGCCAUCUUCAUGGACCACAUGAAUCGGAUAUUUAGACCAUUCUUGGAUAAGUUUGUCGUAGUCUUUAUAGACGACAUUCUCGUCUAUUCCAAGACUCGAGAAGAACACGAAGAUCACUUGAGGACAGUGCUUGGGGUAUUGAGGGAGAGAAAGUUGUAUUCCAAGCUAUCUAAGUGCGAGUUCUGGAUGGAAGAGGUCCAUUUCUUGGGACAUGUCAUCUCAGCUGGUGGAAUUGCGGUUGAUCCAACCAAGGUACAAGCUGUGAUGGAGUGGGAAAGACCAAAGACAGUCACUGAGGUUAGGAGUUUUGUAGGCUUGGCGGGCUAUUAUCGCCGCUUUAUUGAGAACUUUGCCAGGAUAGUAGCCCCAUUGACUCAACUGACCAAGAAAGAUCAGCCUUUUGUUUGGACUAAAAAGUGUGAAACUAGCUUCCAAGAGCUUAAGCAAAGGUUGAAAAGCGCCCCAGUGCUAGUUAUUCCAGACACAAGUAUACCUUUUGAGGUUUACUGUGACGCCUCUCAUCAAGGAUUGGGAUGCGUUCUAAUGCAAGAGAAGCGAGUGAUUGCUUAUGCCUCAAGACAACUCAAAGUACAUGAGAAGAAUUACCCCACUCAUGACUUGGAGUUAGCUGCAGUUGUCUUUGCCUUGAAGAUUUGGAGGCAUUAUUUAUAUGGUGCCCAAUUCCGAGUGUUUAGUGACCACAAAAGUCUGAACUUAAUAGAGCGUAUUAAAGAAGGGCAUUUGUUAGACCUCGAGCUUCGGACAUCAGCCGCUCUUAUUGGUACAGAAAAGGGAAAGGACUUAAACACAGGGACAAAUGGUCUCUUGAGGUUUAAGGGAAGGACGUGUGUUCCCAAUGAUGGAGAAUUAAAGAGGCUAUUACUUGAGGAGAGUCACCGAAGUUGUUUUAGCAUACAUCCAGGUAUGACAAAAAUGUACCAAGAUCUCAAGAAGUCAUUCUGGUGGUCUGGUAUGAAGAAAGACGUAGCCCAAUUUGUUGCUUCCUGCCUAACUUGCCAGAAGGCCAAAGUGGAACAUCAGAGACUUGGGGGUCUGUUGCAGCCAUUGGAAAUUCCGGAGUGGAAAUGGGAUAACAUAGCCAUGGACUUUGUUACCCAUUUACCACGCACUUUCAGGAAGCAUGAUGCUAUAUGGGUUAUAAUGGACAGAUUGACCAAGAGCGCCCACUUCUUGGCAAUCGACUUGAGAAUGUCUAUGACAAAAUUGGCACAUUUAUAUGUUAAGGAGAUUGUGAGGCUUCAUGGAGUACCUUCUAGUAUUGUGUCAGAUAGAGACCCAAGAUUCACCUCCCGUUUCUGGCAAACACUACAGAGUGAGAUGGGUAGCAGGCUACAGAUGAGUUCAGCUUACCAUCCUCAAACAGAUGGUCAUUCUGAGAGAACGAUACAGUCCUUAGAAGAUUUGUUAAGAACAUGUAUACUGGAUCAUUUGGGAGCCUGGGAUGAGGUGUUACCAUUGGUAGAAUUCACUUAUAACAACAGCUACCAGGCUAGUAUUGGUAUGGGGCCAUUUGAGGUCUUGUAUGGGAGGCACUGCAGAACCCCUCUGUGUUGGUUUCAGGAGGGUGAAUCAUUAUUGACUGGGCCAGAGUUAGUGCAGCAGACCACAGAGAAGGUGAAGUUGAUAUAA
This is a messenger RNA of Vigna angularis (adzuki bean), 2256 nucleotides long. RefSeq lists its product as uncharacterized. Gene Ontology annotation, biological process: DNA integration. Gene Ontology annotation, molecular function: nucleic acid binding. Lineage: Eukaryota; Viridiplantae; Streptophyta; Magnoliopsida; Fabales; Fabaceae. The record is from RefSeq and is a predicted model, not a curated record. Bases 1 to 2256 code for a protein of 751 amino acids. The transcript is spliced from 4 exons.